Messenger RNA from Seminavis robusta, 1769 nucleotides. The record is from the annotation of a GenBank genome assembly. NCBI's taxonomy places the organism in Eukaryota, Bacillariophyta, Bacillariophyceae, Naviculales, Naviculaceae.
AAGAUACCGGACGCUCCCCAGCUCUGAAAAUGCACAACAAAGUGAGAAUGCAACAGUUCGCCACCAUUAUUUUGAAGGAGACGACUUCUAGCUAGCCUGCUGUCUUCAUUAUUUCUGGAAGCGUCCUAAUAAUAAGAGCACCCAGUUGUUUCCCACCAAACAAUUUCUUCCCCCGACAAACUCGCCCCAUCCAUUCUCACCAGCCACCAGCAACAUCGUCAUGUCAAAUCCAGUUGUUCUGAACGAUGCUAUCCAAGCGCAGGUGUCUAGCCUUCCCUCGCGGGUGGAAUCUGAUUCCAUGCCGGGAGAAUUGACCAUUCCAGCUGGCACUCUAUGGGGAGCACAAACGCAACGAUCCCUGCAAAAUUUUCCUAUUGGAGACCUGGAAUCCCGCAUGCCCUUGGAAAUUGUAAAGGCCAUGGCCAUUGUCAAGAAAUGCUGUGCCAAUUAUCACGCUACAAUUGGCAAGCUCCCCAAGGAAAAAGCCGACGCCAUUAGUCAAGCCGCUGCCGAAGUCUUGGAGGGACAGCACGAUCGCCAUUUCCCACUCGUCACAUUUCAAACGGGAAGUGGCACACAGACCAACAUGAAUGUCAAUGAGGUAUUGUCCAACCGAGCCAUUCAAAUUCUAAACGGCAAAGUCGGAUCCAAAAGUCCCGUCCAUCCCAACGAUCACGUCAACAUGGGACAGUCGUCCAAUGAUUCCUUCCCCACGGCCAUGCACAUUUGUGCCGCACAAAUGUUGCACCAACGAACACUGCCGGGAUUGAAAAUGUUGCUGGAAUCUCUGCAAGCCAAGGCGACCGAAUUUGAAUCCCUCGUCAAAAUUGGACGGACGCAUUGUCAAGAUGCCACACCGCUCACGCUGGGACAAGAAUUUGGUGGUUACGCCCAACAGCUUGCAUACGGAAUUUCGCGGAUUGAAACAUCAGCAUUGCCCUGUCUGUAUCGAUUGGCAUUGGGAGGUACUGCGGUUGGUACAGGAUUGAAUACCGUCGAAGGAUACGAUCAAGCCAUUGCGGCAGCCAUUGCCAAGGAAACUGGAUUGCCGUUUGUCUCGGCGCCCAACAAAUUCGAAGCCUUGGCGGCCCACGACAGUCUUGUCGAGGCGAGUGGCGUCCUCAACACCAUUGCCUGUUCCCUCAAUAAAAUUGCCAACGACAUUCGACUCUUGGGCAGUGGGCCGCGAUGUGGAUUGGGAGAACUCUCCCUGCCCGCCAACGAACCAGGAUCCAGUAUUAUGCCCGGCAAGGUCAAUCCGACCCAGUGCGAAGCCAUUACCAUGGUGUGUGCCCAAGUCAUGGGAAAUCACACCACCAUUACCUUUGGCGGUGCCCAAGGACAUUUUGAACUCAACGUGUUCAAACCAGUCAUGUGUGCCAACUUUCUCCAUUCGGCCAAGCUGAUUGGCGAUGCGAGCAAGUCCUUUGCGGAACGAUGUGUCAAUGGCAUUGUAGCGAAUACGGAUCGAAUUCAUGAACUCUUGCAUGGAAGUCUCAUGUUGGUGACGGCUCUCAAUCCGCAUAUUGGGUACGACAAGGCCAGUGCCAUUGCCAAGAAUGCGCACAAGAACAAGACCAGUCUCAAGGAAGCCGCUGUGGCCAGUGGACACUUGACGGCAGAGCAGUUUGAUGAAUGGAUCGUACCGGAACAAAUGAUUGGACCCAAAAAGGCCUGAUUGCAAUUCAUCCAUGGAAACUUUCGGUUGUAGCACUUGCAUAGCUCUAGCUAGAAUACAUUACUAAAUACAGUGCAAUUGAUGUGCAAGG